AUGGCGACCCCGUCGUCGUCUCCGGGGCGUCGUGAUCCCGCUCGAUCGCGCGAGGGGCGCGCGCGGGCCCGCGCGCGCUCGAGGGCGACGCAUCGGAGACGCGCGCGCGACGAUUCGUUCCAAAACGUCAUCGCGCUCGCUCUCGGCGCCGCGCUCGCGCUCAAUCCGACGUUUCCGGACGACGCGCGCGCGGAGUUCUACAUCGAGGAUGUUCCGAGCGCGUUGCGCUCGAGCGAGGGGGCGUCGAGCUCGCGCGGAGAGGGCGUGAAGUCGCUGAGCGCGUUGACGGGCGGCGCGAAGAAGAAAGAGGUCACCUCGUGCGUGAGUAAGUGCGUGGUCACGUGCGCGCGCGGGAGCGGUAUGAGUGGUCCGGGUUUGGGACCCGCGUCGUUGCGUCGAGAUCCGGUGGUGUUCAAGGAGGGGUUUCGAAGUCGCGAGUAUUGUUUGAGGGAGUGCUCCGAGGUGUGCUCCAGAGCGAUAAACGGAGACGGCGCGCGCGCGAAGUGA
Ostreococcus tauri is the source of this 507-nucleotide messenger RNA. RefSeq lists its product as hypothetical. The transcript has a single exon. Bases 1 to 507 code for a protein of 168 amino acids. NCBI's taxonomy places the organism in Eukaryota, Viridiplantae, Chlorophyta, Mamiellophyceae, Mamiellales, Bathycoccaceae. The record is from RefSeq and is a predicted model, not a curated record.